Messenger RNA from Trichomycterus rosablanca, 3354 nucleotides. RefSeq names its product serine peptidase inhibitor, Kunitz type 1 b (gene spint1b). Gene Ontology annotation, molecular function: serine-type endopeptidase inhibitor activity; protein binding. Gene Ontology annotation, cellular component: plasma membrane. The transcript has 10 exons. Lineage: Eukaryota; Metazoa; Chordata; Actinopteri; Siluriformes; Trichomycteridae. The record is from RefSeq and is a predicted model, not a curated record. Gene Ontology annotation, biological process: epithelium development; epidermis development; extracellular matrix organization. The coding region runs from base 1 to 1470 and encodes 489 amino acids.
AUGGCGCUCGUGCUGUUGCUGGUCCACACCUGGGCGCGCGGGGCGGAAGGAUCAGAGGCGGCUCAGGAGUGCAGUAAAGAGUUUGAGGAAGGGCGGCAGGACUUUAUUUUGAACACAGAAAAGAGCGUGACCGACGGCGCUACCUACAUCGAUAACCCGACUGUAAACACUCGCGCUGAGUGUUUGAAGUCCUGCUGUGCACAUGCGCAGUGUAACCUGGCCCUGAUCCAGCUGUGGCAGAAUACGACAUAUUGUUUUUUGUUUGAUUGUCUGCACCGGAACCAGUUCGUCUGCAGCUUCUCACGUAAACCUGGUUUCAACAGCUUCAUUCUGGACCAGGUGUACCAGCGCUACCUGGCUUCACCCUCCCUUCACUCAGGGGAGGUGGACCGGCAUCCAAUAGCGAAUGCAGGAUCAGACGUGGUAAUCAGAUCUGGUGAGAGAGCUGUACUGAACGGUAUUGAGAGCUGGGACGACAGAAACAUCACAAAAUACGAAUGGAUCCUCCUGAAAGGAAACAAAUCUGUAAUCAUGGAGAAAACUCAGUACUUAGAUCAGCGGCAGCUCUCCAACCUUUAUCCUGGAGUUUAUAAGUUUCAGCUAACAGUCACUGAUUCAGCUGGCCAAUCAGAUUCCACCUCUGUCACAGUACUGGUUCUAACACCUGAACAAUCAGAACUUCACUGUUUGACACCGAUGAAGAUGGGUCCAUGUCGUGGUUCUUUUCCUCGUUGGUACUUUAAUGCAGCAUCAGGAGUUUGCAUGAAGUUCAUUUUUGGAGGAUGUAAACCCAACAGCAACAACUACCUCUCUCAGCAGGAAUGUGUGGACGCCUGUAACAACGCCUCCUUGCCUCAUGAGAGCAGAAAAAUUAAAGCCACAGCUGAAGUGUGUAAUUCUGUGUGUGAGGAGGGACAGUUUGUUUGCAGCAGUGGUUGUUGUGUAGAUAAAAGUUUGGAAUGUGAUGGACUGAAUCAUUGCAGCGACGCGUCAGACGAGGAGAACUGUCAACACUUGAAUAAGACUCUGAGCCAGUUACUGGAGAUCAGCGUGGAUGAAGACAAAGCUCAAUGUGUGGACCCCCCCAUGACAGGACCAUGCAGGGCAAGCAUGCCACGGUGGUUUUAUGAUCCGUUAAAGCAGAGAUGUUUUCGGUUUACGUAUGGAGGCUGCAGCGGGAACGACAACAAGUUUGAGAGUAGAGAUGAGUGUAUAAACGCCUGCAGAGACGUUACAGAAAGUGAUGUGUUUGCAAGAGGACUGUUUGAAAGAGUUGAACCAGAGACACCUCAAACAGGUUCUGUAGCAGUGGGUGUGAUCAUAGUGUUGGGGCUUUUGGCUGUGAUUGGUCUGCUUGGUUUCUGUUUUCUGAAAAAGAGGAAGAGAAUGUCAGAGGAUCAGAGAGUGCCAGCUACAGCUAAUGCUAAUCCACCUGUACCGCUAACCGAAGAUACACACUCGUUAAUCUAAUACACACUCAUUAAAUAUACAAAAAACACAUACACACAUGCCAGUGUAAUACACACACACACACACACUCACACACAUAUAGAUUUUUGGAGGCUGAAAGAAGCUUUAAGGGGAAGAAGAUUUUCAUGUAAUGAUGAUGUGAAAGCAGCGGCGCAUCAGCGGCUACGAGCUCAACCAAGCAAUGGUAUGACGCUGGGAAAAAUGCAUCAGAAGGAGACGAUGUAGAAAAGUGAUUCUUAAUAGAGUUUAAAAAGUACGGAAAUGUUUUGAAGAACCCUCGUAUAUAGUGAGUCGGUGUGUACACGAGUGGGUGUGUGAGUGUGUACGUGAGUAAGAGUGGGUGUGUACAUGAGUGGUUGGGUGAGUGAGUCGGUGCACGUGAGUGAGUAAGUGAGUGAGUGGGUGUGUACAUGAGUGGUUGGGUGAGUGAGUGCACGUGAGUGAGUGAGUAAGAGUGGGUGUGUACAUGAGUGGGUGGGUGGUUGGGUGAGUGAGUCUGUGCACGUGAGUGAGUAAGUGAGUGGGUGUGUACAUGAGUGGGUGGGUGGUUGGGUGAGUGAGUCUGUGCACGUGAGUGAGUAAGUGAGUGGGUGUGUACAUGAGUGGUUGGGUGAGUGAGUGCACGUGAGUGAGUGAGUAAGUGAGUGGGUGUGUACAUGAGUGAGUGAGUGAAAGUGUCGGUGUGUACACAAGUGAGUGAGUGAGUGGGUGAGUGAGUCAGUGUGUACAUGAGUGAGUGAGUGGGUGAGUGAGUCGGUGUGUACGUGAGUGGGUGAGUGAGUGGGUUAGUGAGUGAGUCAGUGUGUACGUGAGUGAGUGGGUGAGUGAGUCGGUGUGUACAUGAGUGAGUGAGUGGGUUGGUGAGUGGGUGAGUGAGUCGGUGUGUACAUGAGUGAGUGAGUGAGUCGGUGUGUACAUGAGUGGGUGAGUGAGUGGGCUAGUGAGUGGGUGAGUGAGUCGGUGUGUACAUGAGUGAGUGGGUUGGUGAGUGAGUGAGUCGGUGUGUACGUGAGUGAGUGAGUGAGUCGGUGUGUACAUGAGUGAGUGGGUGAGUGAGUGAGUAGGUGUGUACAUGAGUGAGUAGGUGAGUGAAUGGUUUAGUGAGUGGGUGAGUGAGUUGGUGUGUACAUGAGUGAGUGAGUGUUGGUGAGUGAGUGGGUUGGUGAGUGAGUGGGUGAGUGGGUGAGUGAGUCAGUGUGUACAUGAGUGAGUGGUUUAAUGAGUGGGUGUGUACAUGAGUGAGUGAGUGGGUUGGUGAGUGAGUGAGUUGGUGAGUGAGUGAGUUGGUGUGUACGUGAGUGAGUGAGUGAGUGAGUUGGUGAGUGAGUGAGUUGGUGUGUACGUGAGUGAGUGAGUUGGUGUGUACAUGAGUGAGUGAGUGAGUUGGUGUGUACAUGAGUGGGUGAGUGAAUGGUUGGGUGGGUGAGUGAGUGAGUGUGUACAUGAGUGAGUGAGUGAGUCGGUGUGUACAUGAGUGGGUGAGUGAAUGGUUGGGUGGGUGAGUGAGUGUGUACAUGAGUGAGUGAGUGGGUUGGUGAGUGAGUGAGUUGGUGUGUACGUGAGUGAGUGAGUUGGUGUGUACAUGAGUGAGUGAGUGAGUUGGUGUGUACAUGAGUGGGUGAGUGAAUGGUUGGGUGGGUGAGUGAGUGAGUGUGUACAUGAGUGAGUGAGUGAGUCGGUGUGUACAUGAGUGGGUGAGUGAAUGGUUGGGUGGGUGAGUGAAUGUGUACAUGAGUGAGUGAGUGAGUCGGUGUUUACAUGAGUGGGUGAGUGGAUGGUUUAGUGAAUGGUUUAGUGGGUGUGUGAGUGUACAUGAGUGGGUGUGUGUUUCUGCACUUCACUGUAUUUGAUGCUUGUAUAAGAAUCUAUACAGUAAAAUAAAUA